Molecule: messenger RNA, 944 nt
Organism: Meloidogyne enterolobii
Lineage: Eukaryota; Metazoa; Nematoda; Chromadorea; Rhabditida; Meloidogynidae
Source: the annotation of a GenBank genome assembly
AUGAAUAAAUUUUUAGAGACAGACAGAUAUCAAUGGUAUGGAAUUAGUGUAAUACAAGAUUUAAUGAGAGGAAUUCCUUGGCAGGCUUCUGGAUAUUUCCCUCGUGUUUCUCUUUGCGAUUUUACUGUUCGUCAAAUGGCAAAUAUUCAAAAAUAUUCAGUUCAAUGUGUUCUCGUAAUAAAUAUUUUUACAGAAAAAAUUUUUAUUCUUUUGUGGUUCUGGUAUGGUAUUUUACUUGUAGCUACUUCUAUUUCUUUUAUUUAUUGGUUAACAAUGAUGUUAUUCCCCCAUUUUGGAACGUGGUAUAUUGCCCAAGCUUUGGAACUUUGUCGAAUGGAGCCAAGUGAAAAACAAUUGGAUAUGUACACAAUUAAAAAAGAACGUAAACAUGUUGCAUGUUUUGUUAAAGAAUUUUUAAAAAAUGAUGGAGUUUUUGUUAUUAGAAUGGUUGGAAUGCAUACAGGAAUACUUUUUACAAGUGAAUUAACUUCUGAACUUUAUCGAAUUCAUUCAGAUUUAUUAAUAAAUAAUUCAGAACAACGUUUUAGUGAAGAUACAACAUUAAAAUUAGUUGAAGAUGGAGGAACUCCUAUAAAAAUAAAAUCAACAAAAACAUUCCCUCAUCCUUCAAAAAAUAAAAAAAGAAGGGCAGAUUCGGCACCUUUAGGGGAAGAAAAAGAAUUUAAAACAAAACUUUUACCGAUAGAAAAUGAAAAUAAGGAGGAAAGUUCUUCCUCAAAUUCCUCUUCUAAAGAAAAUCAUCAAAAUGAAUCUGAUGAGGAUAAUAAAAAAUAAAAAUUAAUUUUUGUUUUCUUUUAAUAUUUUUAUUAAAUAUUUUUUCAUUCCAAUUAAAUGAUUUUUUAAAUUAGUUUUUAUUAAAAAGUUCUCUCCAUCUACAGUAUUUUCUUGACCUAACCAAAUUGUCGUUUUGUUUUUUGGUAUAC